CGCUCAUGUACAGUGACAAGACUUUGGAUGUGACCUCAGUUUCAGUUUUAAUAAGCCAUCAUGACCAACAUACAAUCUCGCAAGCGCUUCAGUGAUGAUAACUACAAAAACUGGUUAAAAACAGCCGAGAGUCUGUCCAUACUGAGGAGCCGUAUUAAGAACUACGUUGAAAAGGAAACCGAAACUUAUCACUUCUCUCUUCGAAAUAAACCUGCUCUCAGUGGACGGAUCUGUAAGGACAAUUGCGGCAGUACGAAAAAGAAGUCUAAUUUUUGCAACGUGUGUAAUGACUGGAAGAAGGAAAUCUUGGCCAAUCAUACGACAAAGCAAAUACACUGGGGUAACUGCCGACAACAUCUAUGGCCAGCAGAAAAAUGGGAAGUUGCCAAGGCAUAUAUGUCGCGUGGGCAAACGCAGCAUUGCAAGUUUGCCCAGUUUGAUGUCUCCGCCAUCCUUAACUUUAUGUAUUCCUGCAAACAUUUCAAGGGAAUUCCAACAAAAUGCCUGAGCAAUGUAUUAAAUGUGCGCAACAAUGUUAUGCACUCACCUGACAUGAAAAUAAGUAAUGAGGACAUGACCAAGCAUCUUCAAAAGGUCUUGGAGUUUGCCAAGGACCUUGAACCUUAUGCCCCAGAACUCAAAGACUUGGGAGAGGAGAUAACACAGUUUAACAAUAUUUUGGACAAGAAUUUCAGUCACACCACGCAGAAUGAAGUGGAUGGCAAACUGGAAGACAUCCAGAACGUGUUAGAGAUUCAGAAAGUCCUGGACCAUGAGCAGGAAGCCAUGAAGGAAAAGAUUGAAGACAUUCUCUUGCGGUUUGAGGGGAACCAAGAAAAAGCCACCAAAGAAGAACCACAGGGUAUGAACAAUAUCCUGGAAUUUCUGGACCAAAACAAAGACCUCCUGGAGAACUUAGGCCCUCAAGUCACCAAACUUAAAGAGAUGCAGGACAAAGUAGAUCAACAUGACCAGCAGAUCACUAACCUGACUGUCAGAGUGGACCAACUGGAGGAGGUGACACAUGAUCCAAUGUGUUCUGACAAACCACCAAGAUACAAGAACCAUCUUUUAGAAUUUUCUCGUGCAAAGAAAUGGCUAGAUCCAACAUUUAUUGAGGGCCGGGAAGCUCAAGGUUACAGGGGUCAGGUGGAAGUGAAUGGACACAUUUUUACCGGCAAACAGGUGUGGAACAGCAGGAAGGCUGCCCAUCAGGAGGUAGCACAGAUUGCCCUCAAGCAACUGCAAUCAGAGGUUGAAAUCACAAAUGAACCAUCAAGCUCUUCAGCCUCAUCAGUCAGUCAGACAGACAUGUCCAGUUCAUCUUCCUUGGGGAUCACUUUCUUUGGUAAAGUGAUUGUGGAUCUUAAUCAAGAAGUUGAGUCUGAUGGAUGCUAUUCAACCAAAGAGGAAGCAAAUGAAUCGGCUUACAAGGUUCUAUGGAAACAUUUACAAGGUGAAAUGGCCCCAAUACAAGACCCGACAUACAGGUCAGCGAUCAUGGAAUAUUUCACAAAAUUUGGUUUCCACAAACCAGCAGAGGACUUUGUUCCAAAUGCUGACAACACAAUUAUCUGCAAGCUCAAGCUCAGCGGGCCAUUUACUUUUUAUGACAGAGAUGGCUCGACCAAGAAGAAGCAAGCAGAGCAUCAGGCAGCUAAAGUUGCUCUGCAGCAUUUGUCAGGGAUCCUCAACUGUGCUCCAAUAUCAGAUACUGAGAAGAACUUCAAAGGUAUUCUGAAGGAGCGUCUAGAGGCCCAUGGUUUUAAAAAUCCCAUAUAUGAAACAGAACAAAAAGAUGGAUCCAGCGAAGAGUCUGUGAACAGUGGCAUCAGCCCAGACCUUUCAAACUCAUUUAUCACUCAGGCAACAAUGAAACAGGAUUCAGAGCAGGAGUCUGAAAGCAUCUCCACACCAAUUCAGCUCUCAUCACACGAGCAGAGGGUCAGUGAUACUGUCCCUAUGCUGUUGGACCCUCAAGACUCCAGUUCUCCAGGCUCACAGAGUAAAAUGGCCCAGAAUGAUUGUCCAGGGAUCACUUUCUUUGGGAAAGCGACUGUGAUUCUUGAUCAAGAAAUUGUGUCUGCUGGAUGUCAUUCAAAUGAAGCGGAAGCAACUGAAUCAGCUUAUAAGGUUUUAUGGAAGCAUUUUCGCAUCAGUGCUCCAAUAGAAGGUCAGACAUACAGAUCAGCAAUCAUGGAAUAUUUUAACAGGUUUCGUUUUCAAAAACCAGCAGAGGACUUUGUUCAAAACGACGACACAACCACCUGCAAGCUCAAACUCAGUGGGCCAUUUACUUUUUAUGACAGAGAUGGCUCCACCAAGAAGAAGCAAGCAGAGCAUCAGGCAGCUAAAGUUGCUCUGCAGCAUUUGUCAGGGAUCCUCAACUGUGCUCCAAUAUCAGAUACUGAGAAGAACUUCAAAGGUAUUCUGAAGGAGCGUCUAGAGGCCCAUGGUUUAAAAAAUCCCAUAUAUGAAACAGAACAAAAAGAUGGAUCCAGCGAAAAGUCUGUGAACAGUGGCAUCAGCCCAGACCUUUCAAACCUAUCUGUCACUCAGGCAACAGUGAAACAGAAUUCAGAGCUGGAGUCUGAAAGCAUCUCCACACCAAUUCAGCUCUCACCACAUCAGGUGUCAGUCGGUGAUACUGUUCCUCUAUUACCAGAUCCUGAAGACUCAAGUUCUCUGGGCCCACACAGGAAAAGGGCCAGGAUUGAUUGCCCAGAAAUCUAUGAACUCUUUAAUGUAUUUAAUCUGAAGCCACCACAUGUGAAAGUGGAAGACAUAAAGUGUGAUCAGAAUUUCAUAUGUACUGUGGGAAUCAACUUUAAAAAUGUUAGUUUUACUAACAAAAAUGGCUAUGACUCUAAAAAAGAAGCCAUUCGAAAAACCUACCUGUUGUUCGGUUGUGCAAUGGCAAUUCUUGAUCCUAGCACAGAUGAAAGGAAGUCCAGUGAGCAGGUGAAACAGCACUUUUCUCAGAAAUCUCUUGCCUUUCCUCAGGAAGAUUUUGAAGGCUCUACAAAGCCAUUCUAUUGCUCACUAAAGAACAUAACUUACAUUGUUGACUAUGAGGGACAAGGGUCCUCAGAGAGUGAAGCGAAGUUACAUGCUCUCCAGAAAGCUCUAAGCUCACUGUCACCUCUAUUUGAUUAUCCUUCUCUAACUGGAGCUAAUACUGCUGAAGAGGUGGAGAAUCAGCUGAGCUCCAUGCUGAAAGGGGCUGAGCAGAAAGACCCCAUUAUUUCCCAGAAAGACCCUUUGAAAAAAGCCUGCAUCCAGCUAUCUUUCAAUAACUACACAGUGAAGUGCACAUGCAAAGGCUCCAAGAGAGCAGCUCGUAAUCAUCUUAGUUCACGUAUUCUGGGCCUGCUGGGGGUAAAGACAGAUCCAGAUAAUCAGUCUUUGAGAAACUCUUUAGAUCAAUGGUUUAUAAAGAAGAAUCUGCCACAACCAGUGUUUGAGGACACAGAAGAGGCACUUGGAGCAAAAGCCACUUUCUCUGUUCAGUUAACCUGCUGCGGUCCUGCCUGGGAAGACAAUUGGGAAAGAGCAAUGAAGAAGCUGCUUGAAGAGCUCAAGCUCAACAGAUUUCAGUUUCUAACUGACUAAAAUAAUGAAAAUAUAUUUUAGCUAAUAUUUCAGAUCUACCCACAAUUCACUAUUAGUCAAAAUUACCUAUUCACCUGUAAUAGUUCUGCCUUUUCUUUUUUAUGGUGAUGGUAUUUUUCCUCAAUACAAGUGUGUGUGUGUAUAUAUAUAUAUAUAUAUAUCAAUUAAUUGGACAGUAGAGCUAUUAGAAUGGAACAUAUGCAUGAAACAGUUUUAAAGAUAAUUAUACCAAAGGGUGUGUGUGUGUGUGUGUGUGUAUAUUUACCUUUACAUUUAUGCACUUGGCAGACGCUUUUAUCCAAAGCGACUUACAGAGCCCUUAUUACAGGGACAAUACCCCUGGAGCAACCUGGAGUUAAGUGCCUUGCUCAAGGACACAAUGGUGGUGGCUGUGCGGAUCGAACCAGCAACCUUCUGAUUACCAGUUUACCAGUUAUGUGGUUUAGACCACUACACCACCACCACUCCAUAUAUAUAUUCCAUGUGUGUAUAUAUAUAUAUUCACACAAAAUAUAAUUAUUCUAUUGAUUGAGCAGGCUGAGGGUUUGUUAAUUUUUCAAUAUGGGUUUUCCAGAAUUUAUUUUUGGUCCAAUCACUGAACCUCUCACCAUUUCCUUCCUCCUUUGUUACACACGCUUUUGAUCCUUGAUACAAGGACUAGUUACUAGUUAACCAAUAGUCAGGCCAUAAUUUAAAUAGAAGAGAAAAAGUGUCUGCAAAAUAUAUGUGUUUUCUGAUGGAGAGUUGAUGUUUGCUAUAGAUUUGGGGAGCUUGUUUUGCUGAACAAGUCAUGCAGAAUUAGAUAUAAUAUAGAUACAGACAUGUUGUACAGUUUGGUAUGCCAAGUACAUUUAUCAAUUUCUGUCUUGGAUUCAGAUCAUCAGUAUUUACAGCAGCAGUUGUAUUUUUUAUAUAUAUUUUUCUUAACAAGCAUCUCUUCAUAGUCUCAAAGGAGAAACUGAAUUCAGAAUAAUUCUUCUUGCAUGUGCAUUUAAACAGUUAUUUAUGUACAUUUUUAAACUGUAUACAAUGAACUAUAAAAUCUUUUUACAAGUUAAACUUUGUGAUCACAUACUGUAAGCAUUGAAGAUGCAUCAUUAAUUCAAUAAUUAUACAAUGUACUUUUAAUAUUUACACUUUUUUGUCAGAUUUAAAAUACUUAAGCUCUGUCAUUUUUUUCAGAUCCUUUUGAAAUGUAAGGGACAUAGAUUAAAUCUGACUUAAUCUGUGUGCAGAAAUAAAGACGUUUGGUGGGGUGUUUUAAUAUUUAACAUAUUUUACCAGUUGGCUCUGAUGGCAAUUGACAUUUUCAGUAAUUACAAAUACAUGUAAGUUUUUAAUUAUCUUAUUGUCAGUGCUAUCCACCACAAAUCCAUUAUGCUAUUCACCCAAAAUCAUCAGUUUACUUACAGUUUGGAGCUUUAAUGUCAUGUGUUGAAUCAUGGCUAAUUGUGGUUGUCUAUCUACCCAUAUAAUAUUAACUGUAAAGAAAAUUAGUUUUACUGGACUAGUCCAUCCAAAAAUGAAAACUUCCUCAUGUGUUCCUCUUUAAAUGCACUUUAUAUUGAGUCAUCUGUUAAAAUGAUAAGCACAAUCUAUUUACAUGUUUUUACCUCUAGGGAAGUGUUGUUCUGUGAACUGGCCACUAGAUUGCAAUAAAGUGCUACAUUAUAGGAUUGAAAUCUCUGGGAAUAAAAGUGAGUGAUGAAAUGUGUGUCAGGUCUGGCUUUGCAGGCUUAUUCCAGGAGAUUCUUUGUUCUCAGGAAAUUGGUUGUACUCUGGUUCAGGAUGUUAUUUACACCCAGACCUCUUUACAAUGCAUCUUUGAGCAAAUUUAAGCAUCAGUUUAGUCCACACAAGUACAAUGCGGUUUCCUCCUCACAUAAGGACACCUCAAUAGCAUUGUCAGGACAUGGAUUUAAGUUCUUUAUCUUGAUUACUCUGAAUCUGUAGUGAUGAUUUUUGCAGACAUGCGGUUAUUCCACUCAUUCUGUAUUAAUCUAUGUCACAAUACUCAAAAACAGCCAAAGCACAAGAGAUUGUUAUGUUCAU
This is a messenger RNA of Xyrauchen texanus (razorback sucker), 5664 nucleotides long. RefSeq lists its product as uncharacterized. The record is from RefSeq and is a predicted model, not a curated record. NCBI's taxonomy places the organism in Eukaryota, Metazoa, Chordata, Actinopteri, Cypriniformes, Catostomidae. The transcript is spliced from 21 exons. The coding region runs from base 61 to 3612 and encodes 1183 amino acids.